CCGCCCCCCCCCCGUCAUCCGGGUCCUGGGCGAGCGGGAGCCGUGCGUGUGUCCCGCGGCCGAGGUGCUAAUAAAGUUGCAGAGCGGGGAAGCGCAGCGACUGCGCGGGGAGAGCGCGCCCAGCCGGCCCGCGAGACUUGAACCAAUGAAAGAAGCAUAUGGCACUUGUGAAGAUAAAUGUCAUUCCUCCUUCUUUACUUGGAACUCCUGCUUAGGACCUGUAUGUGACUUUUCACCUGUGAUCUGUUCUUCCACUAGCUACUGACUUUGAUUACAGGAAGGUCUCUGAAGAUUCGUAUCAAAUGACGUCAAUGGCCAGCUUGUUUUCUUUUACUAGUCCAGCAGUGAAACGAUUGUUGGGCUGGAAACAAGGUGAUGAGGAGGAAAAAUGGGCAGAAAAGGCAGUGGAUGCUUUGGUAAAAAAGCUAAAAAAGAAAAAGGGUGCCAUGGAGGAACUGGAGAAAGCCUUGAGCAGUCCAGGACAGCCAAGCAAAUGUGUCACUAUUCCCAGGUCUUUAGAUGGACGCCUCCAGGUAUCUCACAGAAAAGGCUUACCACAUGUUAUAUAUUGUCGUGUUUGGCGGUGGCCUGAUUUGCAGAGUCAUCAUGAGCUAAAGCCAUUGGAUAUUUGUGAAUUUCCUUUUGGAUCUAAACAAAAAGAAGUUUGUAUCAAUCCAUACCACUAUAAGAGAGUGGAGAGUCCAGUCUUACCUCCAGUGUUAGUGCCUCGUCAUAACGAGUUCAACCCACAACACAGCCUUCUGGUUCAGUUUAGGAACCUGAGCCACAAUGAACCACACAUGCCACAAAAUGCCACGUUUCCAGAUUCUUUCCACCAGCCCAACAGCACUCCUUUCCCCUUAUCUCCGAACAGCCCCUACCCGCCCUCCCCGGCCAGCAGUACCUACCCCAGCUCCCCUGCGAGCUCUGGGCCAGGAAGUCCUUUUCAACUCCCAGCUGAUACGCCUCCUCCUGCCUAUAUGCCACCUGAUGAUCAGAUGGGUCAAGAUAAUUCCCAGCCUAUGGAUACGAGCAAUAAUAUGAUUCCUCAGAUUAUGCCCAGUAUAUCCAGCAGAGAUGUUCAGCCUGUUGCUUAUGAAGAGCCCAAACAUUGGUGUUCAAUUGUCUACUAUGAAUUAAACAACCGUGUUGGGGAAGCUUUUCAUGCAUCAUCUACUAGUGUGUUAGUGGAUGGAUUCACAGACCCUUCAAAUAACAAAAGCAGAUUCUGCUUGGGAUUGUUGUCAAAUGUUAAUCGUAAUUCAACGAUUGAAAACACUCGACGACAUAUUGGAAAAGGUGUUCAUCUGUACUAUGUUGGCGGGGAGGUGUAUGCGGAGUGUCUCAGUGACAGCAGCAUAUUUGUACAGAGUAGGAACUGCAAUUUUCACCAUGGCUUUCAUCCCACCACCGUCUGUAAGAUUCCCAGCAGCUGCAGCCUCAAAAUUUUUAACAAUCAAGAGUUUGCUCAGCUUCUAGCUCAGUCUGUCAACCAUGGGUUUGAGGCAGUAUAUGAGCUCACCAAAAUGUGCACCAUCCGAAUGAGUUUUGUCAAGGGCUGGGGAGCAGAGUACCACCGGCAGGAUGUCACCAGCACCCCGUGUUGGAUUGAGAUUCAUCUUCAUGGGCCUCUUCAGUGGCUGGACAAAGUCCUUACUCAGAUGGGCUCUCCUCUGAACCCCAUAUCUUCUGUUUCAUAAUGCAGAAGUGUUCUUUUGAAUUAUAUUAGUGGACUUGUUUUAAUUUUAGAAAAACUUCCAGUAAGAUACUGUGGGCUAAUAUGGAAAAACAGAUAUUACAGCUUAUUUUUUUCUAUGUAAUUGUGACCAACACAUUUAUAUUUUGUGAUGAAUCUACAUUUGUUUGUAUUCAUGUUCAUGUGAUUAACUCAAAAGUGUUUUGAAAGAUGCAGAGUAUUACGCCCCCAUUGAGAAGUUUGGCAUUGAUCUUAAACUGGAACAUGCUUUUGUUUAUUUUCCCAGUAGUUCUUUUUUCAAUUAGUUAAUUUUUUUUUCAAGUAAUACAUCACAUGGUGAAAAAUUGUAGUGUUCAGAGGGCAUGUAUAGUGAAAAGUAAGUCCUCCUUUCUUGAUCUUCAGAAGCUGUACUUCUAACAAAUUCUUUGUCCCACCAACUUUAAAAAUGCGUAACACAUUGUUUUUCAAAAGCAUAUGGUAGGGGAUUAAACUAUUAAAAAAUUUUUUUUUGAAGGAACACUAUGCACUGCUCUAACAAGUAGUGUUCAGUAAAAGCAAAGUGAUAGUUUUCUAGAUGGCAUCAUAAAAUUUACAUUUAAUAUAGCUAAAUGUCAGUGUAAUGUGAUUUUAUGCUAUAUAUCUUUUGUAAAACAUUUCCUUUUUAAAAAAAUUAUACAAGUAAUUGAUCUCUAUUAUAUGUCAUUUACUCAAAAUCUGUCAUAAGUACAGUACAACUUUAUGCUAGUGACAGUGCAUGCAUGGUCUUGUUCAGCUGUUUGCUGCUUUUGGCCAAUGUUGCAAGAACUCUAAUUUUGACCUGCAUUAAUCUUUUAUUUUGCACUUUUGUGGGUGACAGUUUUUAGUAUAGCCUCUGUUAAAGCACGCUCAAGUGACUUGCAUUUAGAUGCUUAUCCUUCUUGGUGCCCCUUUUGUAUUAACAAACACUGCAGUUUAUAGAUUACAGUUGUAGAAAGCUAUGCAUUGUUUAUUUUCAACAUAGUUUAUAACACAACUAUUGUGUAGCUCCAAACUAAGGUGCCUUUUAAAUUCAUUACAGUUUUAUGGGUGUUAUUAAUGUUGGCAAAUCUUGUACCUAAUGAUGUUACUUGUACUUAUAUCACUUCUUCCCAUGCAGUGACUUAUACAUUACUUACAGAGCCAUAGGAGACACCAAGGAUGAGGCUACUGGUCCGAUACUAAAUGAAGCAGCAAUAGGUGUUAAGAUAGGUGAUUCUAAAACAUUCACAUAUCAAAAAAAAAAAAAAAA
Molecule: messenger RNA, 2963 nt
Organism: Chinchilla lanigera (long-tailed chinchilla)
Lineage: Eukaryota; Metazoa; Chordata; Mammalia; Rodentia; Chinchillidae
Gene: Smad5
Product: SMAD family member 5
Exons: 7
Coding region: 303-1700 (465 amino acids)
Biological process (GO): cell differentiation; transforming growth factor beta receptor signaling pathway; anatomical structure morphogenesis
Cellular component (GO): heteromeric SMAD protein complex
Molecular function (GO): I-SMAD binding; DNA-binding transcription factor activity, RNA polymerase II-specific; RNA polymerase II cis-regulatory region sequence-specific DNA binding
Source: RefSeq, a predicted model, not a curated record